This is a messenger RNA of Hemicordylus capensis (graceful crag lizard), 1475 nucleotides long. RefSeq names its product mas-related G-protein coupled receptor member H-like. The transcript has 2 exons. NCBI's taxonomy places the organism in Eukaryota, Metazoa, Chordata, Lepidosauria, Squamata, Cordylidae. The coding region runs from base 253 to 1275 and encodes 340 amino acids. Gene Ontology annotation, biological process: G protein-coupled receptor signaling pathway. Gene Ontology annotation, molecular function: G protein-coupled receptor activity. The record is from RefSeq and is a predicted model, not a curated record. Gene Ontology annotation, cellular component: membrane.
UCUGCAGGAAAUGGAUGUUAUCAUGGUUCAGAGCAAUAAUCUUCGGUUUCUUGUCUUGAUAAAAGGAAAUAUUUUCAAAAACAUUUCUACAGGAGCAGCUGCAUUAUAAUUACAAGAUAACUAACUUGCUGAAACUGAUCUGCUCACGGCCAGCUACCGAAUUUGUAAACUUUCCCCACACUUUUUUGAAAGACCAGAGGUGAAACACGACUAGGGAAGAGGAAGACGCGACCAUUCCCCAACAGAGGCUCGAUGAUGGCUGUGAUGACACCAACAACGUCUUCUGCAGAAGCAAGUAAUUCUUGCUGGACACCUAAUAACAAUACUGAAUGCCAAUGUCUCCAUCACACUUUUGAAGAAGGGAUUGUCUACAUCAUCAAUCAGUUCAUCUGCCUUUUUGGCCUACUGGGGAAUGGGAUUGUCCUUUGGUAUCUCAGACGGCACCUCAGAAAGAACUUCUUCAUUUUCUACGUCUUCAGCUUAGCAGUGGCUGACUUUGGCUUUCUCCUUUGCUGCCUCUUUGUUGUCAUAAUGUUUACUGCUGAAUAUUUUCGUGGCUGUAAUUUUCCAUGGUGCACACAGAUGUGCCCAUUGUUCAGGCUGGAAUUGUACUUAUACAGCACUAGCAUGUACUUCCUAACAGCCAUCAGCAUGGAGAGGUGUCUCUGUGCCAUUUCCCCAUUCUGGUACUCUUUCCACCGCCCCAAGUGGUUGUCUAGUGCUAUAACUGGGGUGCUGUGGUCCUUUCCCAUCCUACUGGCAGGCAUUAAUAUUUUCUCUUAUUCUUUAACUAUAGAACAACUGUGUCAACAUCUGAGCACAAUAAUCGUUAUUGCAAACCUUUACAUCUUCACCCCCAUCAUGAUUCUGUCCAGCCUGAUACUUUUCAUUAAGAUGAGGUGCUACUUCCAGGGACGCCAACCAGGACACCUCUAUAGAACAAUCUUACUCACUGUCCUCUUCUUUUCCAUUUUUGCUAUUCCUCUCAGUGCAAAACACUUACGGAUAGGGUUUGCACAUUCUAAGUUCCCUGAAAUUUCUUAUUUGCUUGCUUCUGUGAACAGUAGCAUCAACCCAGUCAUUUACUUUCUAGUAGGAAGCCGCAGGGAGAAAUGGUUCAAGGAGUCUCUCAACUUCAUCCUGCAAAGGGCCCUGAAUGAGGAGAAAGAUUCUAGAGAGACAGGGAAGGUCUCCAAUACCCAACAUGGAGAUGAGAAACAGACAAAGUCAGAAGACCAGAGGCCUCCGUUACCUUUGAGUGAAGUGGGCUCUUAACAGAAAUGAAAACCUAUAGUAUCUGCAAUGUAUAUUCAUUCAUAUUCCCCACUUGGCACCUUAACAACAGUCAUACUUGACAACAAAAAUUGUGUAUUUGUGUGUGGGAAAGAACUCAAAGCUUGUGAAAAUGUUGUCCACUUUAAUGUUUUAUUACUCUGUGUAUAUCCUUUUAAAUGAAUAAACAUCACUGAAAGAUA